Molecule: messenger RNA, 3760 nt
Organism: Esox lucius (northern pike)
Lineage: Eukaryota; Metazoa; Chordata; Actinopteri; Esociformes; Esocidae
Gene: sapcd1
Product: suppressor APC domain containing 1
Exons: 4
Coding region: 1817-2380 (187 amino acids)
Source: RefSeq, a predicted model, not a curated record
CUUGGGGAAGGAGGAAGAGCUUUUAUUUUUUUAAAUAGCUAAAACACGGAAGAUGCAUUGGCGGUCAUCAACAGGAUCUUUUGGGUUUGGUAACAAGUCCUUACCUUAUUGUACUAGAAAAGCCACAGAAAAAGCUUACAGAGCAUGCUUGAUCAUAUGACUGUUUAGGUUUUAUAAUCUUGUUUUGAUCUUAGUGACAGGCCAAAAGAGAUCCAUUGAGGCACUACGGCUAAGAUUUAAACUGGGUCACUGUGUAUUGUGCAGAGUUAUAAAGUGUGAUGAUGUUUAUCCAUAUCUUGCUGGAGUCCUAGAUGCACAUAGGUCAAAGGUGGCAUUUGAAAGAUAUUAGAGCCAAAGAAAGUGUCAUCUUAAUCCCUUGUAUUUUGAUUAGGACUGACUCUAGUUGGUUUGAGUUCUAAGAUUCAGAGAAUCUCUGAAUCGGCAUGUGUGAUUCAGCGAUUAAAGACACUGUUCCUCAAGUCCUUUGUUGACUUACAUUACAUCAUGAAGAUUUAAGAAUCUUCCAAGAAGUAGCAGCAAUAUGUUAUUGGCUCCAGAUUUUAUUUUAUACUAUCCCGGUAAGUCCUAGAUUGAUGUUCUACCCACCAAACUUUACUCUAAGGGUCGCUGUGCUCCAAGUGUUACAGGGCAUUAAGGGCGUUACAGGUCAUCUACAAAGGUUGAAAAUGUCCGUCAACUGGCCACAACCAGCAGUAUGCCGCUCUAUAAUGUUCCAAAAUCUAGCUUUAGCACCAUCUGCUGGGGAAAACGCCCAAACCAACAAAUGGAAGGAGGAGCCUAUGGGCUAAGGCUUGGUAUGAACAGGAAUUUGAUUCUGUCAGGUGAGAAGUCAGAAGGAACGAGUAACAUAUUUGCCGUAACAUUGUUCUUCUCGUUUAGCCUGUUUGUACAUUCCUGUCGUGAAUUUUUGUAUCAGUCUUUCAACUCACAAUUUCAGUGUAAUGUAUGAAAAUAUUUAGAUGUAUGGUAUUUGACCGUGGGCUACAUUGCCUGAACCCUAAAAAAUGAAAAGGAGACUAACAUAACUGCUUUCUGUAGUUACAUAAAAACAUGGGCAUCAGCAAAAAUGAUUAAAAAUACUUUCUUCUGAAUGGACUUUAAUGAGUGAUUACGCAUGGCACGUUUCGUGGCAGGUCAAUUCGUUUUAUUUCCACAGAUUGGGCCAUACUGUUUAUAAACGCCAUAGUCUGCAUGCUUAAUGCAGGCUUUUCUGACUUUUAAAAACAUAGUUUAAAAUCUUUUCAGUUGUAGCUUUUUUUUCACAUGGAGCUUUUGGUCAGUCUCUUGACAGCAUCAAAGACCUAAGGCAACUGUAUGCAGCUCCUUGAAUGUGAUGUGAAGUCACAUUCCAUAACAUGAUAGAACAGGUCAACUGUGAGCCUGAAAACAGGUAUAAAACCUCACAGAAGCAAUGGCUUCACCAAUUCACCAAUUUAAUAUGCUCUGCUCUGUUUACUUCCAGUAGUGAAGUAAUUGACAGAUUGAGGCAGCGUUCUCCGUGCCUGUGUUUUCCCCUCACUGCCCCUGACAUAAAAAUAUCAUGACAGUGACACGUGGAAUUUUUCAUCACCUUGCCCCGGGGUGCCAAGCACUGUUCGCAUGUCUCUUCCACUCCUGUACACACCUUCUCUCUGUCACUCAGAUUCUCUCCCUCUCCAUUAGAGUCCUUCCUGUUCAGACGAAGCCUGCUGGGUUCUUUAGUUGUCUGUUUGGGAGAGAAAAGCUGUGUGAUACAGUGUCGAACAAAGCAAGACCUUGUAGAAAAGUCCAGGGCUGGGCAGUGUAGAGCUCUCCCAUGGCCUACUCCCAGUGCACUGAUGCCGGGCCCUACACCGUGGUCAUCAUCCCACUCCGGAGCAGCCUUUCCAGCCUCGACGCCCUGCGCUUCUACCUAUGGAUUAAGAGGCUGAAAGACCUGGAGAGGGAGAAGGACUGCCUCUGGGCCGGCCUACACGUUCUAGAGCAGGCCCGUCUAUGGUACCAACAUAGACUGAAAAACAACAAAGCCAGGCAGGCUGACAUAGGGACAAGGGCUGUCAAUAGAGCAGAGGACUGGGAAGAAGAAACUUUGGCAGGAGAGGGGGCUUCAUCAUGCCUCCUGAGGUCUCGGAUCCACAAGGUAAAUGGAUCUCUGGGUAGUCUGAUCAGUGAGCCCAAUGUGACCCGCCGACCCUCUUUUACAGAGUGGACAGGGGCCGAAUUAUCAGACAGUGGCAAGCUAUGUUGGCAGAACACAGUACUGGCACAGGAGGUAUGUCAGAAGAAUCUUCAGAUCUCAUUGUUGGAGUUGGAGAGGGACAGACUACUGCAAGAGCUGAGUGUGCAUCUGGAUGUAGAAUGUAGUAAGGAUCCUGACUGAAUCCUUUUCCAGAAGUUUGUACACCACUAUCAGACAUAUUCCAAUACUAUCACAUUCACAAAAGUGCAUAAAGUGGACUGUACUUGUUGGACAAAAGGGAUUCCAUCCAGAGUCAUGAUUUCAUUGUCUUUUAUCAAUGUAAAAUAAUCACUGUAUAUUCAAGAUACUGUAUGUAAAAAGAAAUACAGAAAGUUUAAUAUUGUCUUGUCCUGUGGAACGGUUUGCUAAACAGACAAUCAGAUUUGUAGGGAUCCUUGAAGUUGCUUUAAUUUACCUCAGGCUUGUCUAAAUAACAAAACCGUCAUGUUUGGUCAUAGCCUAAAAAUUGCUAUAAUUAAUGUACCGCUUGUGAAACACAGACAGAAUAUCCCCAGAAGGGGGUAGUAGAAACUAAGCUAUAGGGAAAGGUGAGUAAACUCAAAAUAGAAAUCUUAAAAAAGAGCAUUGUGGCUGGAUAUAUUUUUCCUGUUUCACACACAUACACGUUCACAAAGCCCAAUUCUAAUAUAUCUUCUCACGAUAUGCCAUUUUAACAAUCACUUCAGAUCUUCUGAGAUCAGAUGGUUUUAACAGGAGCACUUGCCUCGUGUAAAGCUUAAGACAGGCCCUUACAGUGUUUCUGUAAUUAUGCAGAUUGAAACAAAUUUAAGAUAUUCUACAGUUUAGAAUGCUACCUAAACAUUUGCAAAACAGCACCUAAAUCUCUUUUGAUGUGAAUAGAGGAGGUUCAGGACGCGUGUAAGACCACGGUAGAAUGGAGGGUUGUAAUGCAAAAUAAUUUUAAAAGGCCGUCUCCACGACAUGGCGGUCUGGUAUGCCGACUCCUCCUGCAUUCGAUUUUUCCCAGCAGUAGCCCAGUGCACGGCCAACACCCGGAAUCAUCCUCACCAUUCAUCUGUGUUCACAUUUCCUUCCCAGCUGAGGUUUCUGUCGAAACAUGUUACUGUUCCUCCGCUGGUGGUCCCAAACAGAUGUUACCUUGGCCGAUAAGACUUAUCUGGCCUCCUUAUCAGUGACACAUGGCUAGCUUGUAUGCACGCACACACACACACUCAAAGCCAAAGACAGAGCCUCAUGAGUUUCUUUCCCUGCAAAGUAAGAAGACAGACAUGCCCUUAAAUCUGUCUAAAUCCACAACACUUUCACAUUAAAUGUAUGUUCCCCACAGUGCAGGGGCAAAAAUCUGAUAUCAACUUUAGAGGGGACAAUUACAUCAAAUCUUCUGAAGAACCAUUCUUAAGGAGCACCAAAAGUAGUGCUGUAAACAUAUAACUUUUUUAGUUUGUGCCAUCGGUUUGCCCGCUACUGUAGCUGUGCAAAUUCAGCUAUUGUGUGUGAAGGCUUGAUACUGUCCACCCUUGCUGUCUUGCCAUGUGGGCU